This is a messenger RNA of Rotaria socialis, 612 nucleotides long. NCBI's taxonomy places the organism in Eukaryota, Metazoa, Rotifera, Eurotatoria, Philodinida, Philodinidae. The record is from the annotation of a GenBank genome assembly.
AUGAAUAUUUAUCUAUCCGGUUCUCAGACGAACGAAGGGAUAUUUCGCUCAGCUCGAUCAAUGUUUGGAACAUUUUAUUGGUUUGUAAAUUUUAGUGUACAAGAGUUUCUUAAUCGUACUCAAAAACUUUCUCUAUUAGAAAGGUUCAAAACUGAAAUUGAGUUUUACUCAGCAAACGGAAAUAUUCUUUUUCCAAAACAUUAUAAGCAGAGAAAACAAUUAAGACAAUCACAAUAUGUAAUUCCAGGAAAUUAUAUACUGAAUGUAGAAACAAUAACAAAAGUAAUUUUUCAAGCAAAAAAUGACGCUGCUGAUCUACUUUUUCGAUUCAAAAUUCAAAAUUGUCUUGAUACAAAAAAAAUAAGAAAUAUCAAAGCAGUCAACAACUGCAUGAAAAAUUCAUUAAUAAAAAGAAUAAGUAUUCGAGAUUAUUCUGACUUAAAAGAAGAGGACGAAUCAUCAGUUUCGAAGAAUGACUUAGAUGAAAUGUUAGGAUCAGAAAGUGAUGUUGACAGAGAAGAUCAACAGUAUGAAACAUCAAAUAUCUUGUCGGAUGGAAUAUACGAUGAUUUAGAUGGAAUCAAAUAUCUUGUCGGAUGGAAUAUACGAUGA